Glycine soja is the source of this 3382-nucleotide messenger RNA. RefSeq names its product triacylglycerol lipase SDP1-like. Bases 599 to 3133 code for a protein of 844 amino acids. Gene Ontology annotation, biological process: lipid metabolic process. The record is from RefSeq and is a predicted model, not a curated record. Gene Ontology annotation, molecular function: triacylglycerol lipase activity. NCBI's taxonomy places the organism in Eukaryota, Viridiplantae, Streptophyta, Magnoliopsida, Fabales, Fabaceae. The transcript has 3 exons.
UCAUCAUUUCUUGACUAGGUUCCGCGUCACCGUAUGGGUAUCUUAUCCCCUCCUCUCAGAUCCCAAUGCCAUCCAUUCUUAAUUAUAAUAACACCAAAAAUUCCUUGCCCCUUUAGCUCUGCACGAAGAUUGGUUUUAUAGAUCGACGAUUCGACUUCUGGGGUUGGUUAAAAUUUCAUCUUUUUUCAUUUGAAAGGUUUUGGUUAUCUGAUUUCGAGUUGUGAUCGUGGUUCUUAGGUUUCUUGGGGUUGGAAGAAAAACAAUGACUUAUAGCACUGUUCUGUUGCAUAUUCGUUUCUAUUUUAGUUUCCUUUUUCUUUUUAAUUUGGUUGAAGAUGGGAAUUUUACGAGUUUUGGAGCUAAACACAGCUGUACAGGACACAUAUACACUUUUUAAGUUUAUCAUUUUGUGAGAUUCUGGUGUGAAUUGUUUUCUUUGUACUCUUUAGCCUUGCCUUUUCCACAAUGUGUACCCUUUGAUAUUAACAUUGAAGAUACAACUCUUACUAUACUGACUUUAUUAUAUAUUAUUUAAUCCCUUUGUAGUUUAUAGUUUUGAUUUGUGAGAAGGACAUUAUUUAGUUUUGAUCAAGGGAGAAUGAUGGAUCAUAUUAGUAAUGAGGCCAGUGUUGACCGUUUUCCAAUUGGUCCUUCUGGCAUUCUUGGUAGGACAAUUGCUUUCAGGGUUCUUUUUUGCAAGUCUAUCUCACAUUUUAGGCACCACAUAUUUAUUGUGUUGUUAGAUCUCUUCUAUAGGUUUAGGGGGGGUUUGGCAUCCUUUAUAUCAUGGUUGCAUCCCAGGAACCCUCAAGGGAUAUUGGCAAUGAUGACAAUUGUUGCUUUCUUGUUGAAACGAUACACAAAUGUGAAAUCAAGGGCUGAAAUGGCAUAUAGGAGGAAGUUUUGGAGAAACAUGAUGAGAAGUGCUUUGACCUAUGAGGAGUGGGCUCAUGCAGCUAAGAUGCUUGAUAAAGAGACAACAAAGAUGAAUGAAUCAGACCUUUAUGAUGUGGAAUUGGUGAGGAACAAGCUUCAAGAGCUCCGCCACCGUCGACAAGAGGGAUCUCUCGGAGAUAUAAUGUUUUUUAUGCGUGCCGAUCUUAUUAGAAAUUUAGGUAAUAUGUGUAACCCUGAACUACACAAGGGUAGGCUUCAGGUGCCUAAAUUAAUCAAGGAGUACAUUGAUGAAGUAACGACUCAAUUGAGAAUGGUCUGUGAUUCUGAUUCAGAGGAGCUAUCAUUGGAAGAAAAGCUUGCUUUCAUGCAUGAAACUAGGCAUGCAUUUGGGAGGACUGCUUUGCUGUUAAGUGGGGGUGCCUCUCUUGGAGCUUCUCAUGUGGGUGUAGUUAAAACACUGGUAGAACAUAAACUCAUGCCUAGGAUAAUUGCUGGUUCAAGUGUGGGAUCCAUUAUGUGUGCUGUUGUUGCCACUAGGACUUGGCCUGAGCUCCAGAGCUUUUUUGAGGAUUCAUGGCACUCAUUGCAAUUUUUUGAUCAAAUGGGUGGGAUUUUUGCAGUUGUUAAGAGAGUCACAACAUUGGGUGCUGUUCAUGAGAUCAGACAGUUGCAAAUGAUGUUGAGGCAUCUAACAAGCAACCUUACAUUUCAAGAAGCUUAUGACAUGACAGGCAGAAUUCUUGGGAUUACUGUUUGUUCCCCAAGGAAGCAUGAACCGCCUAGAUGUCUUAACUACUUGACUUCACCCCAUGUGGUUAUAUGGAGUGCAGUAACCGCUUCUUGUGCCUUUCCUGGCCUUUUUGAGGCUCAAGAAUUGAUGGCAAAGGAUAGAAGUGGAGAGAUUGUUCCUUACCACCCUCCUUUUAACUUAGGCCCUGAAGAGGGCUCCACACCAGUGCGCCGUUGGAGGGAUGGUAGCUUGGAGAUUGAUUUACCUAUGAUGCAGUUGAAAGAACUAUUCAAUGUCAAUCAUUUUAUAGUUAGUCAGGCCAACCCUCAUAUUGCACCACUAUUGAGAUUGAAAGAAUUUGUGCGGACUUAUGGGGGCAACUUUGCUGCCAAGCUUGCUCAUCUUGUGGAGAUGGAGGUGAAACAUAGGUGUCAUCAAAUACUGGAACUUGGUUUUCCAUUAGGUGGACUUGCUAAAUUGUUUGCUCAAGACUGGGAAGGUGAUGUGACUGUUGUUAUUCCCGCAACUCUUGCUCAGUACACCAAAAUUAUACAGAACCCUUCUUAUGGAGAGCUUCAAAAGGCAGCCAACCAAGGGAGAAGAUGUACCUGGGAGAAACUUUCAGCCAUAAAAGCAAAUUGUGGCAUUGAGCUUGCUCUUGAUGAGUGUGUUGUGAUUCUCAAUCAUAUGAGAAGACUAAAGAGAAUUGCUGAGAGAGCUGCUUCUGCCUCUCAUGGUUUGUCCAGCACUGUCAGGUUCAGUGCUUCAAAAAGAAUUCCUUCGUGGAAUUGCAUUGCACGAGAGAAUUCGACCGGCUCCCUUGAGGACCUUACUGAUGUUGCCUCCUCAUUGCAUCAAGGCAUCGGCAGUUCCAGCAGAGCCAAUGGCAAAACUUGGAAGACCCACCGUGGCAUACAUGAUGGAAGUGACAGUGACUCUGAAAGUGUUGAUUUGCAUUCUUGGACAAGAACUGGCGGGCCUUUGAUGAGAACUACUUCAGCAAAUAUGUUCGUUGAUUUUCUCCAAAACUUAGAGGUUGAUACGGAUCCUAAUAAAGGCUUAGUGAGUCACACUAUCCAUAAUGAUUUUCAGUAUCAUAGCCCCAGGCUCACAACACUAGAUAGGAACUCUGAUAGCACAGAAUCUGAGCCAAGGGAAACUGGCAACAGGGUUGUCAAUGUGUCCAGCAUACUUGUGACCGAAGGUGAUCUUCUGCAGCCUGAAAGGAUCCAUAAUGGGAUUGUGUUUAAUGUUGUCAAGAAAGAAGACUUGUCACCCUUAAGUAGUAGCAGUCAUGGUUUUGAAAAUUACAACAUUGAAGUUGCUGAAUGUGUCCAAGAUGAGUGUCCAGGGAAGGAGAUAGAUGCUGCUAGCUCUGCAUCUGAACACGGAGAUGAUGAAGAAUCCAUGCCAGCCAGGUCCUUAACUGACAUGCCAGAUUACAAUUCCAUUGAUCAUCAUUCGGGCACAGAUUCGGGUAUGGAUCAAAGCAUUGUUGACAGUUAGUGUCAAGUAUCAGUUCUUUUCCAGUGACAUUUUAAUAUUUUGUUCCUAUUGCCCUCCAUAUUGUAAAUAGUACUCAUUCUAGACUUGGAGAGGUCUUUAUUCAUGAUUUUGAUGGGAAUAGCCCACCAAUUUGGUUUGCUCAUAAAUGUAACAAAGAUAAAGAGUUUGUAUACAUAAAUUCCACGACAACAUUGAUAUUUCUUGGUUACCACUUCUCAGAUGAAUGAAAUGGAGACAUGGUUUUCAUAA